Molecule: messenger RNA, 1165 nt
Organism: Coregonus clupeaformis (lake whitefish)
Lineage: Eukaryota; Metazoa; Chordata; Actinopteri; Salmoniformes; Salmonidae
Product: basement membrane-specific heparan sulfate proteoglycan core protein-like
Exons: 5
Coding region: 1-1131 (376 amino acids)
Biological process (GO): cell surface receptor signaling pathway
Molecular function (GO): transmembrane signaling receptor activity
Source: RefSeq, a predicted model, not a curated record
AUGUCUCUGCCCAAAGCUACACUGACUGUGAAGCCAAACCCUGCAUACACUGGAGAGACAGUUACUCUGACGUGUUCAGUAGGGUCUGACAGUAUCUGGAGCUAUCAGUGGUACAAAGACAGGAAUGAUAAUGUAGUAUCCCAGUCUGUCAGACACACUAUAACAGGAGACACCCUCACCAUCAGUAGUGUUGUUGAGUCUGACCAGGGUCAGUACUGGUGUCAGGGAGAGAACCGGUCCAAAUCCAUAUCAUCAAUCAUCAGUGAUCCUUUCACCAUCACUGUGAAUGCUCUGCCCACGGCCUCAGUGAAGAUAGUCACUCCACAGGGUCUCCUCUACCCUGGAGAGACAGUCACUCUGCAGUGUGACAUAUCAAACUACACAGACUGGACGUACAGCUGGAUCAGAGACAACCAAGAGCUUCCCAUUCAGACCAGAAAAAACACCAUCUCACUCCCUGACCAGGCUGGUCAGUACAAGUGUGGUGGGAGGAGGAGAGGUCGGCCUCAGAAUUCAUAUGUCAGCUUUUCUCUCCCCAUCAUCAUCACUGCUCUUCCCAAAGCUACACUGACUGUAAAACCCAACCCUGUGUUCCCUGGAGAGACAGUUACUCUGACGUGUUCAGUAGGGUCUGACAGUAGCUGGAGCUAUCAGUGGUACAAAGACAGGAAUGAUAAUGUAGUAUCCCAGUCUGUCAGACACACUAUAACAGGAGACACCCUCAUCAUCAGUAGAGCUGAUGUGUCUGACCAGGGUCAGUACUGGUGUGAAGGGAACAGAGUGUCUAGACCCACAUCUUCACUAACAAGUGAUCCUGUCACUCUCACUGUUAAAGAUAGUCGUCCGACGGCUACACUGAGUUUAGACCAAGCGAACGUAUUCACAGGAGACAGAGUGACACUGACCUGUACAGUAGAGUCUUCUGGAUGGGAGUUUUACUGGUACAGACACAGACCAGACUCUACACCAGUAACCUCAACCUCUGGAUACUCCUACACACUCAGCUGGGUCAGUGUCUCUGAUGGAGGACAGUACUGGUGCAGAGCUGGGAGAGGAGACCCAGUCUACUAUACCCUGUACAGUGACCCAGUCCAGAUAAAUAUUACUGGUGAGUCUAAAACAGUUUUAUGAUAAACGGCUGCUAUUGUAUAUGGAUAUAAAGUAA